This is a messenger RNA of Tripterygium wilfordii, 2064 nucleotides long. RefSeq lists its product as uncharacterized. The record is from RefSeq and is a predicted model, not a curated record. The transcript has 3 exons. NCBI's taxonomy places the organism in Eukaryota, Viridiplantae, Streptophyta, Magnoliopsida, Celastrales, Celastraceae. Gene Ontology annotation, molecular function: zinc ion binding. The coding region runs from base 1 to 2064 and encodes 687 amino acids.
AUGAGUGAAUCUCCUCUUCAAGAAAUUGUCGAAGAAGACAACGUUAGUCAGACGUCCGACGACAAUGAUGUCGAUUUUGACAUUGUCGAUGUCCCUGUGGAAGACGACGGUGUUGACGAAGUUGAAGCUCAAGCAUACAUUGAUGUUGGUGUUGAGGCAGAUCCAUCACUGAAUGAAUAUAUCAAUGAUCAAAAUCGAGAUGAAGAGUUAUAUGAUCCUAUCUUUGACUCAGUAAGGGGACUCAGUGAUGAUGAAUUAGAUGAAGAUGAAUUGAGAAGUAUACCUAGUGAAGUCGAUAGUGAUGUAAAUGACCUGGAUGGUGGCAAUCAUUUUCCUGCAUACAUUCCUCUCAAAGAUAUGGGUAAUUUCAACUGGGAAAUUGGCAUGGUUUUUAACUCUAGGCAACAAUUUGUUGAAGCUGUAUCAACAUAUGCAGUUUAUUGUGGAAGAAGAAUGAAGUGGGACAAGUUGGACCAUACAAGGGCUAGAGUAAUUUGUUAUUCUUCAUGCAAGUUUAUGUUAUAUGCGUCGAAGAUCACAAAUGAGGAAACUUGGCAAUUGAAAUCUGCUAACAUUGUUCAUAGCUGUACGAGGAGUCAAAAGGUUAGGAUGUUGAAUUCAAGUUGGCUUGUAAUUAAAUUAGUUCCUAUGUUGAGGAGGAACCCCAAAUUGAAGUUGAGAGAAAUAAUUAUGAAGGUUCAAGACAAAUAUGUGGCAAGUAUUAGUCUUGGUCUUGCUGCCAGAGCAAAGAAAAAGGCUAUGGAUGUAGUUCAAGGGGGUCAUAAAUUACAAUUCAAAAGGCUGCAUGAUUUCUGUGGUGAGGUGCUGAGAUCAAAUCCUGGAAGCUCAUGUAGUGUAUCUGCAAUUUCAAAUCUUUAUGAUGCACCAUCAAGAACUUUGAUGCCAGUGUUUGAAAAUAUAUACAUAUGUCUAGAAGCAUGUAAAAAAUCGUUUGCUUCUUGCAGGCCAAUAAUAGGAAUAGAUGGUUGUUUCCUUAAAGGAGUUUAUGGAGGGCAAUUGCUUACUGCAGUUGGUAGGGACCCUAACGAUCAAAUGCUCCCUAUUGCUUUUGCUGUAGUUGACAAAGAAACUAGGGCAACAUGGAGAUGGUUUCUUGGAAGACUACUUGAAGAUAUUGGGUCACACAGAGAGAAUAGAUGGACUUUUGUUAGUGACCAACAAAAGGGACUAGGUUUAGUUCUGGACGAAGACCUACAAGGUGUGGACCACAGAUUCUGUGUUAGACACAUGUAUCAAAAUUUCAAGAAAGUCUUCCCAGGGCUGCAGUUGAAAGAGCUAAUGUGGAGGGCUGCUAGGGCAACAUAUCCACAAGAGUGGCUUAGAGUCAUGAGAGAAAUAGAACAAGUCAACAAUAGUGCUUUUGCAAGACUCAUGGGUACUGAACCUAGAUUCUGGACCAGAUCCCAUUUUAAUGGACACCCUAAGUGUGAUACUUUGGUAAACAAUAUGUCUGAGACAUUCAAUAGUGUCAUUCUGGCUGCAAGAGAGAUGCCUAUUGCUUCAAUGUUGGAAGCAAUAAUUAAUUAUCUUAUGUCUAGAUGGGCUGAUAAUAGAGAAAAGAUUCAGAGUUUUAAAGGUAUUGUUCUGCCUAGGAUACAGAAGAGGCUUGAUAGGAAUUGGAAUGAUAGUGGCAGAUGGAUUGCAAGGUGGGCAGGAAGAGGAAAAUUUGGGGUGACUAACAUGCAAGAUACAUUCACUGUUGAUUUAGAUGAGAAAGAGUGUAGUUGCAGAUUAUGGGACUUGACAGGCAUUCCAUGUAGUCAUGCAAUUAGUUGUAUAAAUUUCAAAGAAGAAAGUGUUGAGAGUUAUGUACCGUCAUGCUUCAAGAAGGAUGCAUAUGAACUUUGUUAUUGGCCACUUAUUCUGCCAAUGAAUGGCCCUAAAUUAUGGGAAAACACUGGUAUGCCUGAUAUAUUGCCUCCACCAAUCUGUAAAAAACGUGGGAGACCAAAGAAGAAAAGGAGACUAGGAGAGGUUGCUCUACAGACAUACCAUCUUCUUCUUCAACUCAGAUUGAAGAAAUGGGGGCAGACAACAAUAUAG